AGUAACGUUGUAUAUACGACAGGGCGGCAUAAGCUGAGAGGAGAGCGAUGCACCUACUAGUAACGGAUAUGUUGGCCCAGAAUAUACAACUACAAGUACACACCCACCGGCAUAUAACUGUACACAUCGCUCACUUAUCUCAUCGCCUUGGCUGCGGCUAUAAUAAUAAUGAUAAUAAUAAAAUAACAUCCACCGCAAGAGUCCUGCCUUGGAGGAAUAGGCACCGGCACCGACACCACGACCACACCUUAUACUGCCGCUCAGUAUUCAUUACCAGAGUGUUCAUUUGCUUCCUCAUAUCCGCGAAAAAUCAAAAUUGCAAUGUGUACUGCAUGUUCCAAAAGCCUGUACCGAGGAUGAUUUAGGUGGCGUGCGUGGGCUUCAAGUCGGACCGGGACAUGGCCAAACCCGAUGAUUGACCCAUAACAGCACUCUCUGGGCGCAACAAGCACCGGAAAUCCGUCCUUUUGUACUAUCACACGGCUGUAAAGACUAUGCUACGGCUACAGUACAUGCUGCCGAGGUAGAUGGAUGCUGCGUAGUGAGCCUUUCUCACCGGCAAGAAAUGAAUUAUUCUACAAAAGGACCCGGUCAAGAUGUGUACAGUCAAUUCGCAUAUGUCCAGGUUCCGACCCUUUCAGCCUCCGGGGUAUCUAUGAACGCGCCCGAUGCGUCCGAAAAAUCCUUUCAUCAUCUCGUUUCGUCAGUAAACUAGGUAUGCAAGAGGCAGAGUUUGAACAUCCAAACCCCUUCUUGCCUAACCCCUAAUGCCUCUUUUGGCUCUCCACUGCUAUGGCAAGAACGAAUGCCCGCCGUCUUAGUAAACGACAAGCUUUUCUGAGUCCUACGCUCCCCUCACUUUUGUCGUAACAGAACACACCUCCUUCCUCGGAAAGACAUCAAUUAUGAGACAUCGAAUAAGAAAAGCAAGCAGUUUGCUUGUGACUCCGAACAAAGCUAUUGACAAGUAGGGGCAAAAGCAAUCAGAAUCAAGCACGUUGCCUCUUCCGGC
Molecule: messenger RNA, 1012 nt
Organism: Exophiala dermatitidis NIH/UT8656
Lineage: Eukaryota; Fungi; Ascomycota; Eurotiomycetes; Chaetothyriales; Herpotrichiellaceae
Exons: 2
Coding region: 48-365 (105 amino acids)
Source: RefSeq, a predicted model, not a curated record